AUGGUUCUACUGCUGGAGGAGAACAUCCUCACUUUUGUGAAGAAAGAGCUGAAGAAGAUCCAGAAGGUUGUGAGCUCAGAUUACUCAGAGUGCUUAGAGAGAGAGGAUGAGGAGGUGCUGGAUGAAGAGCAGAAGAGGAGCAGAGAGGCAUUUGUGAAGAUCUCAGUGCACUUCCUGAGGAGAAUGAAGCAGGAGGAGCUCGCUGAGUGUCUGCAGAGCAGACUUCUUCCUGCAGAUUGUCAGCGUGAACUCAAAUCCAACCUGAAGAAGAAGUUCCAGUCUGUGUUUGAGGGCAUCGCUAAAGCAGGAAACCCAACCCUUCUGAAUGAGAUCUACACAGAGCUCUACAUCACAGAGGGAGGGACUGCAGAGGUCAAUCAAGAACAUGAGGUCAGACAGAUUGAAACAGCAACCAGGAGACCAGCCAGACCAGAAACAACCAUCAGACUAGAAGACCUCUUCAAAGCCUCAGCUGGAGAAGAACCAAUCAGAACAGUGAUGACUAAGGGAGUGGCUGGCAUUGGGAAAACAGUCUUAACACAGAAGUUCACUCUGGACUGGGCUGAAGACAAAGACCACCAGGACAUACAGUUCACAUUUCCAUUCACCUUCAGAGAGCUGAAUGUGCUGAGAGAGAAGAAGUUCAGCUUGGUGGGACUUGUUCAUGAGUUCUUCAGUGAAACCAGAGCAGCAGGAAUCUGCAGGUUUAAAGAGUUCCAGGUUGUGUUCAUUUUUGACGGUCUGGAUGAGUGUCGACUUCCUCUGGACUUCCACAACAAUGAGAUCCUGACUGAUGUCACAGAGACCUCCUCAGUGGAUGUGCUCCUCACAAACCUCAUCAGGGGGACGCUGCUUCCCUCUGCUCGCCUCUGGAUAACCACACGACCUGCAGCAGCCAAUCAGAUCCCUCCUGAGUGUGUUGACAUGGUGACAGAGGUCAGAGGGUUCAAUGACCCCCAGAAGGAGGAGUACUUCAGGAGGAGGUUCAGAGAUAAGCAGGCCAAGAGGAUCAUCUCUCACAUCAAGACCUCACGAAGCCUCCACAUCAUGUGCCACAUCCCAGUCUUCUGCUGGAUCACUGCUAGAGUUCUGGAGGAGGUGUUGAAGACCAGAAAGAGAGGAAAGCUGCCCCUGACCUUGACUGAGAUGUACAUCCACUUCCUGGUGGUUCAGUCCAAAGUGAAGAAGGUCAAGUACGAUGGAGGAGCUGAGACGGAUCCACACUGGAGUCCAGAGAGCAGGAAGAUGAUCGAGUCUCUGGGAAAACUGGCCUUUGAUCAGCUGCAGAAAGGCCACCUGAUCUUCUAUGAAUCCGACCUGACAGAGUGUGGCAUCGAUAUCAGAGCAGCCUCAGUGUACUCAGGAGUGUUCACUCAGAUCUUCAGGGAGGAGAGAGUACUGUACCAGGAGGUGUUCUGCUUUGUCCAUCUGAGUGUUCAGGAGUUUCUGGCUGCUCUUCAUGUCCAUCUGACCUUCAUCGACUCUGGUGUCAAUCUGCUGUCAGAAGAACAAACAACCUCUCUGUUGUCUAAACUCUCAAAACCCAAUCCUGAACCAAUGAGUCUCUACCAGAGUGCUGUGGACGAGGCCUUAAAGAGUCCUAAUGGUCACCUGGACUUGUUCCUCCGUGGAGGCUGGGACAGUGAGCUGGGAGAGUUUGGGUUGAAGUACCUCCAGGAUGAUGAUGUUGAACGCUGA
Messenger RNA from Pungitius pungitius (ninespine stickleback), 1698 nucleotides. Its product is annotated as NLR family CARD domain-containing protein 3-like. Gene Ontology annotation, biological process: intracellular signal transduction. The record is from RefSeq and is a predicted model, not a curated record. The transcript has 4 exons. The coding region runs from base 1 to 1698 and encodes 565 amino acids. NCBI's taxonomy places the organism in Eukaryota, Metazoa, Chordata, Actinopteri, Perciformes, Gasterosteidae.